GAAUCGAAAAACACGUGAUUGAUAAAAAAAUGAUAACAGGACGAGCUGUGAAUUUUCAAAUUUUCCGGCGUCGGUGUUUCUUCUAAUAAUUAAAAUCGAGUGAAAAUGUUUUAUUUAAUCGGAAUUGGUUUAUACGAUGAGAAAGAUAUCACUGUCAAAGGUUUAGAAAUAGUCAGAAAAGCCAGCAGAGUUUACCUCGAACACUACACAUCCAUAAUAUGGAAGAGCAAAGAAGACUUGGAAAAAUUCUACGGUUGCAAUUUAAUCCUAGCCGAUCGUGAAAUGGUCGAGAUGAACUCCGAUGAAAUUUUGCACAAUUCAAAAAACGAAGACGUCGUAUUUUUAGUAGCUGGUGAUCCUGUUGCAGCCACUACUCAUACAGAUUUAAUUCUCAGAGCGAAUGAAAAAAAUAUCAAGACACAAAUCGUUCAUAACGCAUCGAUUUUCAAUUCGGUUGCAUGUUGUGGACUACAGCUUUAUAAUUUCGGUGAAACCAUAUCCAUUCCUUACUGGACUGAUUCUUGGAAACCAGACAGCUUUUGGGAGAAAUUAAAACGAAACGUAGACGCAAAUCUUCACACAUUAUGUUUAUUAGAUAUUCAAGUCAAAGAACCUACUCCAGAUAGUUUGACGAAAAAAAUUAAGCAAUAUUUACCACCACGUUUCAUGUCUGUUAAAGAAGCUUCCCACCAAUUAAUGCAGAUACUUCAAAUGAAACCAGACUCGAAAAUUACACCAGAAACAUUAUGCGUUGGAUUAGCUCGAGUUGGAGCUAGUGAUCAAAAAAUCGUAGCUUGUUCGUUAGAAGAAAUGCAAUCAGUGGAACUUGGUCUACCUUUACAUUCCUUGGUAAUAGCAGCUCCAAAGUUACACCCUUUAGAAGAAGAAUAUUUGAAACAAUUUUAUAUUUCUUAACCCAAUAAACGAUUCAUUUCGUAAAAAACAUAACAAUUUAUUGACUAAUAUACAAUCCAUAUUACCGAGAAGCGAAUUUCAGAGAGGGAAAAUCGGCGACCUUAAGAAAUAGUACAUCUAGAUCCAACAGAAGCAUCGAUACCUUUUUUCAUAUCAUCUUCCCUGCCGAUAAAGUAACUUUCUUCUCUUUGUUGUUCAAGAUGUGGUGGUAGAGGAGCAUUCCAAUUACGAGGAGGACGAUUAGUACGCGGUUUCCAAACAUCAUUGUUUUCGUGUAAUUUUAUUCUAUUAUCUAACGUCUCCAUUUCGCGUUUGAUUAGCCGAGCCUACGAUGAAACGAUUACGAUAAUUAGCGUUGGAUUAUAUAUCAUAUGUAUUUUAAAGUUUAAAUAUUUGAAAUAAUCAUACCCCAGCAGCGAAAUCGUCUUUCGCGUACUGUUUGCAAUCUUUGUAAUUAUGGUACCAUACAUUACAAUCUGCAAAUUGGCCAUCUCUGUAAUAUUGAUAGAAGCGUGAUUUUACUGCUUUACAGUUGGCGUAUUCUACAUCGUAUAUUGUACAAGGUCUGAUCUAAUAAAAAAUAAUGAAAUGAAUUAGAAACUCUGAGUAGUUAAUUUAUAAAUAUGUAAUAAUGUAGACGUAGAAUGUUAAACUUACCAUCCAUUCGUUAUUAUCAACAAAUUUUCGAUCUUCUUCAACCUUCUGCAAUUCCGGACUUAAUUGUGCCAUUUGGAUAUUUCAGCACGAGAAAUUUCGCAUCUGAUUAAUAAAUUUUACUGAUCUAAGCUGCCUAUGAUCAAAAUUUAAUUUCUUUCAUCAUUAUUCGCUACUAUCAA
This is a messenger RNA of Planococcus citri (citrus mealybug), 1751 nucleotides long. RefSeq names its product diphthine methyl ester synthase (gene Dph5). The transcript has 5 exons. Gene Ontology annotation, molecular function: diphthine synthase activity. The record is from RefSeq and is a predicted model, not a curated record. Gene Ontology annotation, biological process: protein histidyl modification to diphthamide. The coding region runs from base 106 to 915 and encodes 269 amino acids. Lineage: Eukaryota; Metazoa; Arthropoda; Insecta; Hemiptera; Pseudococcidae.